Molecule: messenger RNA, 1091 nt
Organism: Drosophila ficusphila
Lineage: Eukaryota; Metazoa; Arthropoda; Insecta; Diptera; Drosophilidae
Gene: GstE14
Product: glutathione S-transferase E14
Exons: 4
Coding region: 63-764 (233 amino acids)
Biological process (GO): glutathione metabolic process
Molecular function (GO): glutathione transferase activity
Source: RefSeq, a predicted model, not a curated record
UUAGUUUCUUGUUUGUCUUUAAGGGGAUUGUUUGUCGGUUCUUUCUACCUGAUACUUCCGAGAUGUCUCAACCUAAGCCGAUUUUGUAUUACGAUGAUCGAAGUCCGCCUGUGCGCAGUUGUCUUAUGCUAAUAAAACUGCUCGAUAUCGAUGUGGAUCUUCGUUUUGUGGAUCUCUUCAAGGGCGAACAAUUCCAGAAAGACUUCUUGGCGUUAAAUCCCCAACACACUGUCCCCACUUUGGUGCAUGAUGAUCUGGUGCUGACCGAUAGCCAUGCUAUACUCAUUCACCUGGCGGAGAAAUUCGACGAGGGUGGAAGUCUGUGGCCGCAGGAGUACGGAGCACGUAUGAAAGUCCUGAACCUGCUGCUCUUCGAGUGCUCCUUUCUGUUUCGCCGGGACAGUGAUUUUAUGUCGGCGAUUGUCCGCCAGGGAUUUGCCCAUGUCGAUGUGGCGCACCACGAACGCAAGCUGACCGAGGCGUAUAUCAUCAUGGAGCGCUAUCUGGAGAACAGCGAUUUCAUGGCUGGGCGACAGCUGACGCUCGCCGACUUAUCCAUCGUGACCACAUUGAGCACCGUCAAUCUCAUGUUUCCCCUAACACAAUUCCCACGUCUGCGGCGCUGGUUCUCCACAAUGCAGCAGCUGGAUGCCUACGAGGCCAACUGCGGCGGCCUGGAGAAGCUGCGCCAAACCAUGGAGAGCAUCGGUGGCUUCCAGUUCCCAUCCUCAGCCGCGCCGACAUCCGCCCAGGAUGUGGAGUAACUCUUGAUGGUUAUUAAAAGCGCGUUUUAGCCUCGGGCUGGGAUGCAGUUUGAUGUUUGCUCUGCAGGUGAAGGGUUUACUGUGGGAUAUGUGGAUAUAGCAUGCUAAAGAAUUUUAAGCAAAUAAUUUGCAAUUCCUAUUUGCUCUAUAAUUCCAAAAAAAUUAACUUGCUUGGGCUGAUAAAAAUAUAUUUACAGGAAAAAGAUAAAAAAAGUAUCAAGUAAAAUUAAAAUAUAUAUUUUUAAAUACCAUUUAAACGCUCUUUCUAAUAUGCAAGAAAAUUUUGUGGAAACAACAACAACAAAAAUAAUUUGGUUGAGUAAUGAA